AUGAAGAUCACUCUCUUUUUACUUGCACUAGCUACCACUGCAUUCGCUCAGCAACAGACGCUAUGUGACCAGUAUGGCUAUUAUGCCAGCGGCAGUUACAGUGUCAACAACAAUCUUUGGGGGAAGGAUUCUGGGACUGGCUCUCAGUGCUCUUACGUCAACUCCGUCUCGGGUUCAGGCAUCUCGUGGUACACUACAUGGACCUGGUCUGGUAGUGAAAACAACGUGAAGAGCUACCCCAACUCGGGUUUAGUGAAUCUGAAGAAGCAGCACGUCAGCCAAAUUAGUAGUAUCCCUACUUCGGUGAAAUGGAGCUACGACAACACCAAUAUCCGCGCCGACGUCUCGUAUGACCUUUUCACAGCCGCAGAUAUCAACCACAAUACCUAUAGCGGUGACUAUGAACUCAUGAUCUGGCUGGCCAGAUAUGGCCAGGUUCAACCCAUAGGUUCCCGGAUUGCGACGGCCUCCGUGGGUGGCAAUACCUGGGAGCUGUGGUACGGUGCCAACGGUGCGCAGAAGACGUACAGCUUUGUUGCUUCCAGCCCUAUUACCUCUUGGAGCGGGGAUAUCAAAGGCUUUUUUGACUACUUAACUCAGCACCAAGGCUAUCCAGCCAGCAGUCAAUAUCUCAUCACCAUGCAAUUUGGAACAGAGCCAUUCACCGGCGGGAAGUCUACAUUUACGGUGUCAAACUGGUCUGCCAAUGUGAACUAG
Molecule: messenger RNA, 717 nt
Organism: Penicillium argentinense
Lineage: Eukaryota; Fungi; Ascomycota; Eurotiomycetes; Eurotiales; Aspergillaceae
Product: glycoside hydrolase family 12 protein
Exons: 3
Coding region: 1-717 (238 amino acids)
Biological process (GO): polysaccharide catabolic process
Molecular function (GO): cellulase activity
Source: RefSeq, a predicted model, not a curated record